Molecule: messenger RNA, 1228 nt
Organism: Drosophila ananassae
Lineage: Eukaryota; Metazoa; Arthropoda; Insecta; Diptera; Drosophilidae
Product: 52 kDa repressor of the inhibitor of the protein kinase-like
Exons: 2
Coding region: 460-1047 (195 amino acids)
Molecular function (GO): protein dimerization activity
Source: RefSeq, a predicted model, not a curated record
GAAAGAGUGAGAAUAAAGCAUAUUAAUAAUUUGUACAUUCGAAACACCCCAGCGUUAAUUAUUCACUUUUGAGGGUUGCAGUUAAAUGAACGUAAUAAAUGAAAUUGAUAAAUCUGAAAUCAAUACCGAAUAAAAAAACAACGGGGAUAAAAAUAAAGAAAAACAUUUAAAUUGAUAUUUAACAAAAUAAAAUGAAUAUGGAAUGAUGAUGUAACAAGGAGAAUAUGAAUAAAAAUCAUAGAAUGUGCAAAAAUAAUCAUCUAAAAGUUCUCCUGCUUCGCAAAAGAACUUUUGGGAGAAAUUGCGAAGCAAUUUUUCAAUUGACAAUUGACAGCGUUGACUGUGCUGAAACGUAUCUUCAGCUUGACGAAAAAUCUGAGCCUGUUCCUCCAACAGGAAGACUGCGAUUUGAGCCAAUGCGUCAGUUACGCGAACGAUGUGCACCAACAAAUCAAGCAGAUGCGAGUCCAAGCUACAGAAAAAUUCAGCGAAAUCUUUAUUUUAGCGACUGAAGCUGCAGAAACCAUUGAUGCUGAGCUGACUGUUCCUCGACGAGUAGGACGACAGAAAAAUCGGGACAACUACGAAGGGAGUAUUGAAGAUUACUAUCGUAGAUCAAUUUACAUUCCGUUCUUGGACAAAUACUCAGAAGAGCUCGAGUCGAGAUUUUUGGAACAUAGGAAUAUUCUCUCCAGGAUACAAAACAUCAUUCCGGAGAAAUGUGCGGACAUUGAUGUGUCUGAAUUACACGAUACUGUUCAUACCUUGAAUAAAGAAUGGCCAAAUGACAUCCCUGUAUUCACCGAAGAAUUCGAAGCAGAAAUUGAGUUGUGGAAAAGAAAAUGUUCAAAUCUUUCCAAAGAGAAGCCCAUAACAACAUUCAUCGAAGCUUUGGACGUUUGCGAUGAAACAUUCUAUCCAACGGUAUACCGAUUUCUUCAGAUCGGUGCAACACUGCCAGUAACAGUGGCUUCGAGCGAACGGUCGUUCUCUACACUACGAAGAUUGAAGACAUAUUUACGCAAUAAGACUGGAGAGCAAGAUUGAAUGGAUUGGCGCUUCUGAACAUUCACCGGGAUCUGGAAGUAACCUCUGACGCAAUAUUGAGUAUAAUGGCCCAAAAACCAAGAAAGAUCGAUAUUACAUUGUGAAUUAUUCAUGAAUAAAUUAUAAAUAUUCACAUUCAAAUUUAACUUACCUAACCCCCCCCAAAAAUAUUUCCUGCGUG